CACCGACGAUGGGAGCGCGCACCUGGCGCGUGGGCUUCCGCUGUCUCCUCCUCUUGGUUCUGGCUGGGUCCGCCCGCAGCCAAGGCGAACAGACGUGCGAAGAAGUUCGGAAACUUUUCCAGUGGCGGCUGGCGGGUGCGGCCAAGGGGCUGCAGGAUUCGCCGCGGGCAGGAUCUGAUCUUCAGGUUUGCAUAUCCAGAAAAUCGACAUGUUGUACCAGGAAGAUGGAGGAGAGAUAUCAAAUUGCUGCUCGCCAAGAUAUGCAACAGGUGCUUCAAGCAUCCAGCUCCACGUUGAAGUUGCUGAUAUCUCGGAAUGCGGCAGCUUUUCAGGAAACUCUUGAAACUCUCAUCAAGCAAGCAGAAAAUUACACCAGCAUCCUCUUCUGCAACACCUACAGGAACAUGGCGUUGGAGGCCGCUGCUUCAGUUCAGGAAUUCUUCACGGAUGUGGGGCUCUAUGUAUUUGGUGUGGAUGUUAAUCUCGAAGAAUUUGUGAACCGAUUUUUUGAUAGUCUUUUUCCUCUGGUCUACAAUCACCUCAUUAACCCCGACGUGACUGACAGUUCCCUGGAAUAUUCAGAAUGCGUUCGCAUGGCUUGUCGAGAGGUUAGUCCAUUUGGAAAUAUUCCAAGAAGAGUAAUGGGACAGAUGGGGAGGUCGCUGCUGCCCAGCCGCACCUUCCUGCAGGCACUCAAUCUAGGCAUUGAAGUCAUCAACACCACAGACCACCUACGCUUCUCCAAAGAGUGUGGCAGAGCCCUCCUGAAGAUGCAGUACUGCCCCCACUGCCAGGGCUUGACUCUCAGUAAGCCCUGCAUGGGGUAUUGCCUUAAUGUUGUGAGAGGCUGCCUCGCUAACAUGGCAGAACUUAACCCACACUGGCAUGCUUAUAUCCGGUCCUUGGAAGAGCUGUCAGAUGCCAUGCGUGGGACUUAUGACAUUGAGCAUGUGCUGCUGAACUUCCACCUGCUUGUGAAUGAUGCCAUUUUGCAGGCUCAUCUCAAUGGACCACAGUUACUGGAACAGAUAAAUAGGAUUUGUGGCCGCCCAGUAAGAUCUCCUACUCGAAGUCCUCGUUGUUCUUUUGAUGAGAGCAAAGAGAAGCAUGGGAUGAAGAUCUCUGCGAGGAAUGGUGAAGAGACGCUGGCCAACAGAAGAAAAGAAUUCAUCAACAGCUUGAGGCUAUACAGGUCCUUCUAUGGAGUGCUGGCUGAUCAGCUUUGUGUUAAGGAAUUAGCUGCGGCUGAGGGGCUUCCCUGCUGGAAUGGAGAAGACGUGGUUAACAGCUACACUCAGCGUGUGGUUGGAAAUGGAAUCAGAGCCCAGGCUGGAAACCCUGAAGUCAGAGUCAAGGGAACUGAUCCUGUGAUACAUCAGAUUAUUGAUAAACUGAAGCAUAUUAUUCAGUUGCUGCAGGGCAGAUCAGCCAAGCCCAGCAAGUGGGAGCUUCUGCAGCCUGGCAGCGGCGGAGGCGGCACACCUGAACAAGUGAGUGGGGACUGUGACGAUGAGGAUGUCUGUGCGGGAUCAGGAAGCGGGGAAGUCAAGAGGACCUUAAAAAUCACAAACUGUGAGUGUAUCAUUCCAAUUCUACCUGAGAGUUUAUUUUGA
Molecule: messenger RNA, 1613 nt
Organism: Ochotona curzoniae (black-lipped pika)
Lineage: Eukaryota; Metazoa; Chordata; Mammalia; Lagomorpha; Ochotonidae
Gene: GPC5
Product: glypican 5
Exons: 7
Coding region: 9-1613 (534 amino acids)
Biological process (GO): cell migration; positive regulation of canonical Wnt signaling pathway; regulation of protein localization to membrane
Cellular component (GO): plasma membrane; extracellular region; cell surface
Source: RefSeq, a predicted model, not a curated record